GGGCCCCGCGCCCCCCCCGCCCCCGCCCCCCCCAUGGACAUGCUGGACCCGGGUCUGGAUCCCGCUGCCUCGGCCACCGCCGCCGCCGCCGCCAGCCACGACAAGGGCCCCGAGGCCGAGGACGGCGUCGAGCUGCAGGAAGGCGGGGACGGCCCCGGGGCGGAGGAGCAGACGGCGGUGGCCAUCGCCAGCGUCCAGCAGGCGGCGUUCGGCGACCACAACAUCCAGUACCAGUUCCGCACAGAGAAUAAUGGAGGACAGGUGACAUACCGCGUGGUCCAGGUGACUGAUGGUCAGCUGGACGGACAGGGCGACGCGGCGGGCGCUGUCAGCGUCGUGUCCACCGCUGCCUUCGCGGGGGGGCAGCAGGCUGUGACCCAGGUGGGUGUGGAUGGGGCAGCCCAGCGCCCCGGCCCCGCCGCUGCCUCUGUGCCCCCAGGUCCCACAGCACCCUUCCCACUGGCUGUAAUCCAAAAUCCCUUCAGCAAUGGUGGCAGUCCUGCCGCCGAGGCUGUCAGUGGAGAGGCACGGUUCGCCUAUUUCCCAGCAUCCAGUGUGGGAGACACCACCGCUGUGUCUGUGCAGACCACUGACCAGAGCUUGCAGGCGGGAGGUCAGUUCUAUGUCAUGAUGACACCCCAGGAUGUGCUUCAGACAGGGACUCAGCGGACGAUUGCACCUCGGACACACCCCUACUCCCCGAAAAUAGACGGAACCCGAACACCCCGGGAUGAGAGAAGGAGAGCUCAGCACAAUGAAGUGGAGCGGAGGCGGAGGGACAAGAUCAACAACUGGAUCGUCCAGCUUUCAAAAAUCAUUCCAGACUGCAACACAGACAACAGCAAGACGGGAGCGAGUAAAGGAGGCAUCCUGUCCAAGGCCUGUGACUACAUCCGGGAGCUGCGGCAGACCAACCAGCGCAUGCAGGAGACCUUCAAGGAGGCUGAGCGGCUGCAGAUGGACAAUGACCUCCUAAGGCAGCAGAUCGAGGAGCUGAAGAAUGAGAACGCCGUGCUCCGUGCCCAACUGCAGCAGCACAACCUGGAGAUAGUGGGUGAUGGCAGCCGGCAGUGAUGCCCAGCCCACACCCAGCCGCAGGGGUCUCCUCUGGGCCUCGGCCGACCCCUUCCCCAGCCCUUAGCACAGAGAGGGACACAUGCCCCUCCCCCAGCUGCGUUUUUUUAUAGUAGAUUUUUAACAAAAACAAAAACAAAAAAACCCGGGGAGAAAUAAUGCAUUUCUGUGGAUAAGCACCCACCAAUCUCCUCAACUUGGAAAGGAUUCCCUUCCUCUCUUCGCUGUGUGUCUGUCCCCCUUCUCCAGCCCCACUGAGCCCCAGCUCUUCUAGCAGUCUCGCCUGUAGGUGGGGCGAGAGGGGGAAGCACAGAGGCCCUGCCAUGCCCCGCUGCCUCCUUGGUCUCUAGAGGUACUGAGACAGGGUGCUUAUGGGAAGGAGGGGAAUCGGGGGGGGGGCAUCCCCAGGGCUUGGGCCCAAGCAGGGAGGCCAUGUCCCACCCCCACCUCUUGUUUCUGGAUCCCUGUUCCUCAAUGGGUGUGUGUGUGUGUGUUGUACUUGCGUGUGUGUGUGUGUGUGUGUGUGUGUGUGUGUGUGUGUGCGCGCGCGUGUGUGUGUGUGCGUGUGUGUGCGCGUGUUUUAAUUUUCUUUAUGGAAAAAUGGACAAAAAAAAUAGAGAGAGAGGUAUUUAACUGCAAUAAACUGGCCCCAUGUGGCCCCGCCUUGUC
Messenger RNA from Erinaceus europaeus (western European hedgehog), 1743 nucleotides. It is a transcript of the gene USF2, whose product is annotated as upstream transcription factor 2, c-fos interacting. Gene Ontology annotation, molecular function: protein dimerization activity; DNA-binding transcription factor activity, RNA polymerase II-specific; RNA polymerase II cis-regulatory region sequence-specific DNA binding. The record is from RefSeq and is a predicted model, not a curated record. Gene Ontology annotation, biological process: regulation of transcription by RNA polymerase II. The transcript is spliced from 10 exons. Bases 34 to 1074 code for a protein of 346 amino acids. NCBI's taxonomy places the organism in Eukaryota, Metazoa, Chordata, Mammalia, Eulipotyphla, Erinaceidae.